CGACUUACGACGCUGAGCAACGGUAAACAACAACGAGCGAUAUCGUAACUGCCUCAACUAUAGUACAUUGACUGCGGCAAGUGAUUCUUGUGGAAAUAAUAUCAGACGACUGUGCGUGGUGUGUGAAUAGUGCGAGAAAAAAACAUGUCCGACGACGAAACUGACGUGUACGGCGGUGCCGAUGGCCGUUACGACUUUCUGUUCGAAAUCGCUAGACGCACGCAGAUGAUCUCGAAUUUCGAAGUAUCGGACAACAUAACCAUGGUCAAAAUAAUGGAAUUGCAGCAUCACGGCAAGAUACUGGUGAACCUGUGCAAACUGGAGUUGGUGCGCAAUGCGGUCGUUCGAGAGAUGAAGAGCGAACACAAAGUCAACCUCGAAUCCGUCCAGCAGCGUCUGGUAAACUGGGAGGGUCAGUAUCCGGAUUUGCGAAAGAUGUUUUGCCGCGAAGAGAUCGACUGGCUUCUCAAGCAGAUUGUGAGGUUCGCCGAGAUAGGGAUCGAUCCGAGGCCCUGCGUCGAGUUCGUGCUCAGGUCCGGCUACAAGGACGAGCCCCUGUUGAACGAGGACGGCGAGCCACUGUUGCGUCGCACCACCGCGCUGCAUCUCGCGAGUCCCGCGUGUGGCCACGACGUCGUCGAGCGUCUGUUUGAAAUUUACGACAGAUUCGACGUGAAUUACAUCUCCGAAGAGGAUGGAUCGACGCACUUCCACGUCGCCUGCCAGUUCGGCGUGGUCGACGUCGUCGAGAAAUUUUUCGAGCUCGGCCAGGUCAAUUCCGAUUGCCUCGUGGAAAAAACGGGCGACACGCCGUUGCAUCUGUCGCUGACGUACGGCCAAGUGGACGUGGUACGACUGUUGCUGAGACGAGGCGCGGAUCCCACUUUAGUCAACUCCCAGGGCUGGACUCCUCUGCACGCUCUCUGCGUGAAACCAGAUGUCCGCAACGACGAUAAUUUGGCGGAGACAUUAUUUUUCGUUGCCAACGAAGCUAAUCGUCGAACGAUCGAUAUCGACGCCCGAGACAAGGUGGGCCGGACACCGUUGCAUUUGGCCGCGGGCCACGGCAACGGCGAAUUAUUCGAGCUUCUGCUGAGACGUGGCGCCAAUCCGAAUCUGGCCAACGCCAAAGGAGAGACUCCGCUGCACGUGCUUUGUCACCGCAACAACGUCCACUUGGCUGAGCUAUUUUUCAAGAUCGCGGAAGAAAAUAAUCAGGCCGUGCUGCUGGACGCCCAGGACAAUUUUGGCAAUACACCGUUGCACGUGGCUCUGUACCAUAGCACCGGCAAGAGAAUGGCCGAACUUCUACUGCGUAAAGGCCCCGACUUGACUUUGGUCAACGAAGCCGGAGAGACAAUUUGGCACAUGGUUUGCCAGGCAACGAAAGACGACGAAAUUGCGCAAGACGACGAAAUUGCGCAAAUGUUAUUCAGGAUGUGCGACGAGAGACGUGAGCAGGUGGAGCUCGACUCGUAUGACUUUUGGGGAUACACUCCGUUGCACAACUUGGCGACCGUCGGCCACAAUGUGGCAAUGUGCGAAUUGCUGCUGGCGAGAGGUGUCGAUCCGAACGAUAUGGAUUACAAAGAGGGGCGCACAGCUCUGCACAUCGCCUGCAACGGGGAAAAUAUCGAUCUCGUGCGGACGCUAUUGAACCAUCAGCGGAUUGAGCUCGACAUCCGCGACCAAAAGGGUAACACGGCGCUGCACUUGGCACUGGAAAACGACCAGGAAGAAGCUGCAGAAUUACUGCUGAGAAACGGAGCCGAUCCGAAUUUGGCCAACAACAAACGAGAGACUCCGCUGCAUAUCACUUGCAAGACAAGCUGGGACGAUGAAUCGGCCAAGUUUUUCUUCGAAAUUCUCGACGAAAGGCAGCAGAGAAUACAGAUCGACGCCCGAGAUGAAUUGGGCAAUACACCGCUGCACUGGGCUCUGUUGUGUGGUCAUGAGAAACUGGCCGCAUUGUUGCUGAGACGAGGCGCCGAUCCGACAUUGGCCAACGACAAAGGAGUGACUCCGCUGCAUAUCGUUUCCAAGGCGAGACUUUUCCAAGACGAAGACGUGACGGAGAUGUUCUUCGGGGUCUGCAACGAGAGACAUCUGCAAGUGGAGGUCGACGCUGUGGACGAAAUUCUCGAGAAGAGAGGAUACGACAUGGACCUAAGCGAAGCCCUGCAGGUCUUGGAAUUGUUCACCCGGCUCGGGCUGCUCGUCGAGUCGACGGAGGCGCACGUCGAGUGGACGGAGGCGCUCGAUAAUUUCUGGCGCAACGACCAGCACUUCGCGAACAAAGCGAUCGAGCUAAUAGUAAAGCCGGGCUUGACGCUCUACGAACUGAUCCAGUCGGAACCUAGAGAGGUGACGAAGCUGGUAACGCUGAAGGAGUUCAUCAAGUUCGUUUGCACUGUCCAGUGGGACGACGUAAGACUUCCUAGGGCCUGCGUCAUUCAUGUGUUUGAGAAGUUGUCGAGAAGAUUUUUCCGCAACUGGGCCGUGGUAUCUUUCAUAAAGCUGAUACAUUACCGUCUGCCGCUCGAGUGCUGCGAAAUGGUCAUCGACAAUUCGAAUAUGCAGAACUGGGAUCUUCGCACAAUCUGCUUGGCAGCCGCGGAUGAAACCGUCGAAUACGGCAAUAGUAAUAGUAGCGAUAGUGAUAGGGAUUUAAGCGAUAGAAUCACUUGUCGCGAAGAAUGACAUCUUUUAGUUAAUAAGGUUAUAUGUAAUAAUAUAUUAUAAAAAUAUCUGAUCCAUUGGAAAAUUUGAAAAAAAUAAUAACACUGCUUUUAGUUAUGGAACGUUAUAUCUUUUUCAAUUUCAUAUAAAUUUUAUCCAUGUAAUUAAAUAACGUUGAAAAUAAUGUUAAAAAAUAUGAAUAUGGCCUAUGGAUUGAAAGAAAAGAGAGACUCGACAAAGUAGACAUUUUUUAAAUUAUUCUAUUCUCAUUAGCUUUAACAGUUGAUCGCGACCGACGACUAUAGAAACUUUAGUCGUGACACGAGAAAUUGCAUGCAUUAUGCCGAAUUCGCGCCUCGAAACUUGUUUCCUUUUUGUGGCUGACUCGGGUGGAGUUAUAUCGAUGAGCCACGUCAGUCUUGGUCCCGCAGUUUAGUUCUCCGCGAUAUUUCGAAACCAAUGCCCGAGUUCUUUAUGUCUUCCAUUCGGCAAAUUAGCAGCCACUCUCCUAGCAUUUAUCAUUUAUUUAUAUUAUCAACUUUUCCUAUAUUCCCUAAGUUACAAACGAUAAGCAUAGCUAUAGCGAUAUAUUUAAGUGAAUAUGCAGUUUUUUUAUGUCUGAUGUUAUUUAAUAAUUGUAUAUUUUUAAUAUGAAUCU
Trichogramma pretiosum is the source of this 3337-nucleotide messenger RNA. Its product is annotated as ankyrin-1-like. The record is from RefSeq and is a predicted model, not a curated record. Bases 145 to 2700 code for a protein of 851 amino acids. Gene Ontology annotation, biological process: protein localization to ciliary inversin compartment. Gene Ontology annotation, cellular component: ciliary inversin compartment. The transcript has a single exon. Gene Ontology annotation, molecular function: protein binding. NCBI's taxonomy places the organism in Eukaryota, Metazoa, Arthropoda, Insecta, Hymenoptera, Trichogrammatidae.